ACGGAAGUAAACAAUGACCAAGAAGCACUUCCACGUCAGCGUUUUUAUUGUUAUUUUAGACGUUUAUGAACACGAGGGAACUCAAAAUAUGACUAAUUUAAAUGCACAGCAUCACAUGCUUACCCGAUGUUGUAUUUAAUUCGCGUUGGUUACAGGACUUGGUUGACAGACGUUAUAUAGGUAACGCUAGCCAGCUAACGUUAGCUAAAAAUAACAAUGGCUAACUGUAUGGUUUUUCACUCUCAAAUAGCCUCCAUCAUGGAGGUGCUAGCGAAUUCAGCCGUGGCAGAUAUCUGUAAACUCGUAGACGACGACUAUGCAGUGUUUCGUUUGGAAAUAACUCAAAGCCAGAAAGAAAACAGGGCAUUGCGGAGGAAACUUCAGCUAAUGGAACUGAAGGUGGCACGAGAGCGCGCAGAAAGGACAAUCCGAGAGCGCGCCCUCGCUAGUCGUCCCAGUAGUGUCAAGAUCCUCGAUCGAUACAGAGGAAUGGCAAGAGGUACAUUUUGCAGAAGGCCGAUGCUUCGGGGCCUGUCGCCCGGUUCUCUGCGCGUGUGUGUUCAGAUGUGUUGUCCAGAAUUUGGUCUUGGACAGUUUUUGGAUAGUGAAGGACAUCUCACUGGAGGCCACAGGAGCUUUGCGAAGCCAGCGGGACACAACACAUGGAGAGAUGACCAACCAAUCACUGUUGAUGAGGGGAGUGGAACCUCAACCCAGCAUGUUAUUGUGAUAGAGGAGGAGGAGGGUCCAGAGGUGCUGCUGGUGAAGGAGGAGGGGUGUGAGGAGGGUCUGGGGAACCCUGAGGGGACCAUGGUCAUGGAGGACAACCAGACGACACCUCCUCCUGAACCCACAGAGGCACCAGCUGAGCAGCACAGGACUACACAGAGUCUCACUGAGUCAGUAGACAUGGAGGAUGGGAAGCCUGAUCUGCUGCUGGUCAAAGAGGAGACAGUAGAAGAUGGACCAGAGAGCAUUGAUCUGCUGAGUGGAAUAAAGAUGGGGGAGCAAGGUGGUUGGUUGGAGGAUGACAGAGGAGACUGGGCGGCCAUCUUGGAUUCCCAGACCCAGACAGGUGCAGCCAAGGGCCCGCGGGAAAACAUAGUGGAGUCUGCAGUCCAUGAGGACCUGCUGAUAUCUGGUGUUGCUGACGGGAGAGACUGGACCUCUGAAGCGGCGUGUCACAAAACCUGGCCCCAGAUCAGGAUCCUGGAUCAGGAGCCGUCGCUCUUCCUCCCCGAGUCAGAACCGGAACCGAACCGCGAGGGACAGAGACUCCACCACCACACAGAACACAACCAGUGGACAGUUGGACUGAACAACCUCAGUCCUGGUGGUCAUCAGAGAGACAAAGGCUCCAGUCAGGGAUCCAGUCUGCAGCCCAGACCCUUCUCUUCACAGUCUCAGUGCAGGGAUGAAGCAGGGCCUGGGGCUGAUAGAGAGAGAUCCUCCUUUUCAUAUGAUGCAAACACCAUAGUAUCCAUGAUGAACAGAGAUGGUCACCCUGGGCUUCAGUCUUCACAGAGAGUGGUGGGAGACCCCCCUGGUGGUAGUCUAUCAGCAAGUGUGUCUUCUCCUUCAGGGUCUUGUCUAAUGCCUGGUGACUGGGUUCAUAGAAAUCCUGGAUCUGGGUCUAGCCUUCCUCAGUUACCUCAUGGUUACUCCACCAAUACAGACCGGGUCAGGAUGGGCGUUCACCACGAGAAGUAUUUAGCCUAUAACACAGCACACAAUCCCAGCAACACCCAAACAAUGGCAAGUGGUCAAGGAGGGAGCUCAAAAACUGCUGCUUCGACCUCCUCUGGUGUCAUUGGGUCACAACGUGGGAGGCCGAAUAUUAGGACUGACUGCGACAAGCCGUACAGCUGCGCCACAUGUGGGAAGCACUUUACUAGGGCAAACUAUUUGAAGGAGCAUCAGACCGUUCACACCAAGGAGAGGCCUUUCAAGUGCAAACUGUGUUACAAGAGCUUCCCCUUCCGGAGUAACCUCAUCAGACAUAGGAGUGUCCACAAUGGGGAGAAAUCGUAGCAGUGUGGCUUGAGAUGUACACAGGGGAUGUCAGGAAACCAUUCUUUAGCUGACAUGGUUAUAUUGUGAAGUGUCUUGGGGUAAGAGGGUAAUUAACCACAUACCCCUUAUUAACCCUUUGUUAACUUGUCAUUUGAAACAGGCUUGCGUAAAUACAUGUUUUUAGAGGACCAUAAACCUAGGCUAAAACAAGAACAGUUGAAAAUGUACCUUGCUGAGGUGAUGAUGGAAUAAAGUUGUUCUGAAACUUUCUACUCUA
Messenger RNA from Oncorhynchus gorbuscha (pink salmon), 2290 nucleotides. RefSeq lists its product as uncharacterized. Gene Ontology annotation, cellular component: nucleus. The record is from RefSeq and is a predicted model, not a curated record. Bases 217 to 2031 code for a protein of 604 amino acids. Lineage: Eukaryota; Metazoa; Chordata; Actinopteri; Salmoniformes; Salmonidae. The transcript has 6 exons.